AUGACGACGGAAGCCGCAUUGGGUUUCCGGCAGAAGGCCCUGUUCCAGAUGAUUAUUCAGACGUUUGAGGAGGAUGCGAGCGAAGAUCUUCCCGGCGAUGUUCAGCAAGGAGAUUCCACGGUGAUUGUCACAGACUUGACGGUCCCCUUUUCGCUUGUAGAUAUGUACGAUGGUUGCGCCUUUGAAGUCUUGCGGGACUUCACCUUGACGUCUCAUCUCCUGGAAGAGCGCAGUCGGGUGAUCCAUGAGUUGGGGACCUCCGUGCUUGUAGACCUCAGCAGGGAUUGCGUCCGAUCCGGGUGCUUUACCGCUGGAAAGCUGCCGCACGGCCCUGAUGGUUUCCUGGAGAGAUGGCGGAAGGUCGAGGUCCGCGUUGGUCUCCACUUGCGGCAAGCGGGUGAUGAUGGUGUCGGAGAUGGUGGAGGGGCGCUUGAGGACGCCUCGGAUAUGCUCGGCCUAUCGCUGUAGAAUUUGUGUCUUCUCAGUCAGGAGGGUACCGCCGUCGGCGCUGAGGAGAGGAGCAGUGCCAUUCGUCGGUGGACGGUAGGUUGCUUUGAUCGCGGAGAAGGAGUUCUUCCACUCGUUGCGGUCCGCUUAGCAUUGGAUCUCCUGAGCUUUGCGGGCAGUCCAGGUGUCCUGCAUCUCGCGCAGUCGUUGUUGAAGGUGGCGGCGACUACGGAAGAAAGCAGCUCUGUUGUCGUCAGUGGGGUGAUCUACGUAGGCUUUGUGGAGUCUGUUCUUCUCGGCGAGCAGUUUGCUGAUGGCGGCGUCGUACUCGUCGAAACAGUCCUAGUGUUGGCGGCGGGCGCGGCCGAGGACGGCUAG
Messenger RNA from Spirometra erinaceieuropaei, 825 nucleotides. NCBI's taxonomy places the organism in Eukaryota, Metazoa, Platyhelminthes, Cestoda, Diphyllobothriidea, Diphyllobothriidae. The record is from the annotation of a GenBank genome assembly.